ACAAUCAAGUUUUGCGCAAUAGUAGGUUAUGUUCCAAUUGCAGUUUCAAAAUAAGACUCGCCCGUCUGCGUCUAUGCGCGGUUCAGGGAAACAAAGAAGACUGAAAAGGACUGUGUGUAUCCAGAAAAUUAAAUUAGCAGCUAAUUGAACCUCAUAAAAUAACCAUAUUGGUGUUGGUCCCUAUGGUCCUUAGUAAUUAAUUUAUACGCAAAUAUAAAGUGACAUUAAAAUAGCACCUGAAUGUAGAAGCGAGUCUUUGGCGCUGCCCAGUUUAAGGAACAUUUUUAUUUUGAAGGUGAGCUGUUUUAACUUCCGUCUGUUUAGCGGGGGAUUGUGUUAUGCUUUUCGAUUGCCCUUUGCAGCGUAAAUGCCAACACUGACAUACAGCAGCCUGCAGCUGGCUGCAGAAGGGAACGCAGCCUAUAUUAUACAUAUGUUACUAAUAAUAAAUGUUAUCUAGUUACAUAUUAAUAUAAAAUUUCAUCUUCAGUAAUGUACGUGUCUACUGGGAUCAAACAAGCCUAUUACCUUGGUAACAGCUGAUCUUAAUUAUCUACUGUAUUAACAAGCGAUAGACUUGACAUACUGUAUCCUGCACACGUUGUAAAAAGUUGCACUUCCUCAUUUUUAAAUCCACCCUGCGCUUAAAGCUGCAGGUCUGUGAGAUUUAUUUUUAAAUAAAAAAUAUGUAAACGUUUAAUUUAAAUUUUAAUACAUUUUAUUUGUACUGAACUAAGCCACGUGUCACAAUUUAUCAUUUGUGGUUACUGUUAUAGUUAUAGAAUGAGUCACAGAACCGAGGGAACAAUAGGAUGUAUGAAUCAAUUUGUUAUCUUAAUCAGUGUUCCGAUCUGUAGUAUUAAAAUCAUAGGCUCUUCACUUUUCUGACACUUCUUUUUUUUAUCCCAUCCUCUACUAUGAGCCUUCAUAAAAAUACAUUUCCUUUUUCUUUUUAUCCUGUUUAGGCCCUUGCUUAGAGGGAUGUAGAUCUUUGCUACUUGUGCACUUGGAUCCACAGUCUUUGUUAAAAGCUGAUAGUUCUGUUGUUUUACCUUUUAAUGUAAAAUAAGUUUAUUUUUUCUGGUGAUGAUUAGUUGCGAUGCUCUACAGACACUGACCACAGUCACUUGUUCUGACGCAUUCACAGAGUGCGGUCCUACGUAUUCUACACCCAUUAAACUGUCAAACCAUUGUCAAUUCUCACCUGUUACCACAAUCAGCUUUACUUCUUGGUACUUUGUUUUUCAUAACUCGUUUAUAAUGAGUUCCAAUGUCGCAGCAUGCAAGUUCUAAUUUUUCUUUUCAAAAGCUGUAAUGAUUUGGACUCAAACACAGUUUCAUGUUUUUCAACACCUACACAUACAUUAAUUCUACAUAAGAAGAAGCACUGUUUUAGUAAAUGAUUCAAUGCAUGAGACUUGACCCUUGACUUGGUUCACAUAUCACCUGUUUUCCUUUGCUAACAUUUCACGUAUUAAUCACAUACGGUCAUGGUUUCAGAAUGAUUCACAGCAUUGUGCAUUUGUCUUUAUUAGACCCUUAUAUAUGCUUUUGUUUCGCCCUAAUGUUCAUUAAAGCCCUUUUAUCCCAAACCUUUGUCUCCUGCAAAUACUUAAGAUCAGUUUAAUAAAUGCUGACGUUUUUUAUCUUACAUGUAAAAUAAUUUUCAUGUUAGAAACUAACCACAGUCGUGUCUUUGCACCAAGCAGUCUCAAGGUUAAUAUGAUAGUUUCACACCUAUAAAGCCACCAGUGAUCUCACUUCUUUGAUCAUGUGAGCCAUUUCAAGUCCAGGUACUGGUACUUAAAGAAGCUGUUUAUAACUGAUCACACCAGACCAAUGUGAGUCUAUAUGCAGACUUUUUUACAUGUAAUAAAUAAAACAAUUUAUAAAGAAAUUCAAAGGAAAACAUUGAUUUCCAGUUGAGGGAUGUGCACAGUCUAAACUUCAAAAUCCAUUGCUGUGUUCAUAGUAAUAGUAACUGUGCAUCAUUGUCAUAAUAACAUACCUAAUAUUCAUAUGAAAGGUGAUCAGUGUUAUGGCUUCUCGAUGGUGCGUUCUCUCUUUUUGGUCACAGUAACAAGUAGCAGGGUUCUGGAUUAGUCUGUAGCUCAUUUACAAAAGCUACAUAAGACCAAAAUAUCACUUUUAUCUUUGUUCACAUGCUGCUGUGACACUAAAUGACAUAACAUUCAUGUACAAGGACACAUGCAGAUAAAAUAAAUAGAAGAAACAAAUAACCGAUGGAAGAGUGAUGGAACAGUUCUGAAAGUUCCACAUAGAAAGUAUCGUUGCUUUGUACAUGUUUAUUCAAGCAUAACCUGCUCAGAAAGCAACAGCUGGACAAUAAAAACAAAGACACCGGCUCUUUGUUGCCUUCCUCAUCAUUUUAUCCUCAUUAUUUUAUCACAAUCUAUUCUAUAUCACAUAUUACAGACAACAUUAAAGUGUUAUUUUUCUUGGGGUGAUAGACCACGACCACUUCAGAGAAAUGACAGUGUGUCAAAACCGUCAAACCACAUUUUGUUCCCUUGUCCUUCUAAAACCCAGUGUGAUCUGUCUGUCAUGUCCUAAACGAUAGAUGCUUAUCGUCACGAAGGGAGCUGUCGAGGCAACGGGAAACCUGUUCAUUUGCAUCUAUCACCCAACUCCAAGCAUGUUGCUGUGGAGGAUUUGCAUCUGUGCCAGCCUCAUGGUGUCCUUGCCUCAAUUUACAUACCAGUCCUGUACCACAGGGACACCCAAGCAAUGCCUUGACGCAGAGUUUGUUCCAGGCACAAACUUGGCGGGAGAAGGCUUCGACAUCACCAAGAUGGAGCGAAAAGGGGCCUUUGUCAUCAACAUGAAUCUGUGGAAGCACAAGGACAAAACGUGCACCCUGUGCAGCAACCCCUACCUGGAGAACAGCAAGCAGAAGCUCCCCUUGUCCGUGGUGGACUGGAGGUCGCAGCAGUCCUGCAGCAUGUCCAUCACCAGUAGACUCCACCGCUCCAGCGAGUCCCUAGUCAGCUCCAGCACCUCCUCUGUAGAAAACAACUGGGAGGCCAAUCUGGAUCUCAAUGUGGGAAAUAAAGGGGGGUCUUUGAUGCUGGCCGGCACACAAUCCAAACUGGCUGAAUACUCCAUGGAAAAAACCAAGAAUGAUAAAUUCAGCUUCACGAGUCAAAGCGUGUUCUGUGAGUACUACAGCUACCGUGUGUCCGGCACUCCUAGAUUACACAAAGAGUUCGAAAAAGCAGUAAACCAGCUCCCUACAAUCUACAGCCCUGAAUCCAAGCAACAAUUUUACAAGCUGAUUGAUACCUUUGGCACCCAUUACAUCACUAAGGUGAAACUGGGAGGGAGCGUCCAGUCUGUGACCAGCAUCCGGCAGUGCCAGGCCAGCCUGCAGGGCCUCAGUAUGGAGGAGAUAGAGAUGUGCCUGCAGGCCGAGGCGUCUGUCAGCAUCAAAGUCGAGAUGAGAACUCAAACAAAACACUGCAAAAAGGACCUUGAGAAAACAGGAACAACAUCUUCCUUUUCCAGCCUCUUCAACGACAGGUUCACAGAGAUAAAGGGCGGCCACACCACGGAGCCAGAUCUGCUCUUCUCUGCUGACAAAGACCCGGCCGCCUACAAAGAGUGGCUGAACACGGUCCCACGGAACCCAGACAUAGUCUCCUACUCCCUGGACUCCCUUCACGAGCUGCUGCCCAAAAACAGCGCCGCUCGCAAGAACCUGCGCUCGGCCGUCAGCCACUAUAUCCUGGAGAAAGGCCUGUGGAAGAACUGCAGCAGUCGCUGUCAGGCCGGCAUCAAGAGCGACUCCAGAGACUCCUGCGUUUGCCAGUGUCACAACGAUCCGGCCGUCAACCAGGACUGCUGCCCGACCCGUAAAGGCAUGGCCCGGGUCAUCGUCACCGUGCAGCGGGCCGCUGGUCUGUGGGGGGACCACACCACUGCCACCGACGGCUACGUCAAAGUGUCCUUCAAUGGACUGACGUAUCGGACCUCUGUGGUUUACAACAACAAUGACCCACACUGGGCCUUUCCCAUUGACCUGGGCUCCCAGGACUUGUCCUCAGGUCACAAAGUGAGAUUUGAAGUGUGGGAUGAAGACAACAAGUGGGACGACGACCUGCUGGGGGAAUGUGAGCAAGACCUGACGGCUGGGGUCAAGGAAGAGCUCUGCAACCUCAACCACGGCCAGCUGUUCUAUAAAUGGAGCGCGACAUGCGCCCCGAGUCUGAGCGGACCCUCGUGCACCCACUACACACCUUCACCCAUGAGUCCCAGCCUGAGGAGCGCGUACGUGUCCCGUCACGCCCGACCCAUUCCAGCGGCCUCGCUCGCACAGAUGGGUGUGUUUGUGGACAAACGGCGUUUUCACGGAAACCUGAGUCUGAAGGCUGAGAGUCAAAAGCAUGACAUCAUGUAACAGCUACAUGACAUCAUAGCAACGCAUGACAACAAAGUGUUGUGGCACCUAUUUUAAAAAGCCUUUUUUUCACUUUCAGCAUGACAGCACAUAUAAAAUACUCUUUUAAAGUAUGCUUAUCAUUUCUAGCGAGGGGGGAAACUAAGAAGGAGAAUGACAUCAUCACAGAAUCCACUCAUCCAAUACACCAAGCGUUCUUUUCUACGUGUUUCAUGCAGUAAUUUUUUUGCUGCUUCGUGUUUCUCAUCUGUAAUGCUGCAGGUUUUCAGCGCUCAGCCUGAUGCUCAUUCGCUUCAUUUGUUCAGGCUCUUGCUCCAACGCUUUCUUGUUGAUUUACAUAACCUUAGAUUUGCCUUUGACAUUAAAUGCAUUAAAUGGCCUCUUUCAUGUUGAAA
This is a messenger RNA of Betta splendens (Siamese fighting fish), 4812 nucleotides long. RefSeq names its product perforin-1-like. Gene Ontology annotation, molecular function: calcium ion binding; pore-forming activity. The coding region runs from base 2582 to 4417 and encodes 611 amino acids. NCBI's taxonomy places the organism in Eukaryota, Metazoa, Chordata, Actinopteri, Anabantiformes, Osphronemidae. The transcript has 5 exons. The record is from RefSeq and is a predicted model, not a curated record. Gene Ontology annotation, biological process: leukocyte mediated cytotoxicity.